AUGUGCAACAACAGAAAAGAAGACCACAGCUUUGACGCAGUUUAUUAAGUUUCAUAUAAUAGAAUACUUGAGUUCUGAGGUUUUUGGGCCUGGUUUCCCCUCAAAAACUGGGCCAAGUCUCUUCUUCUUUAAUGAAAACAGGCUCUCCCUGUCCUCUUCUAAGGCUUUUCCUCAAAAAAAGAAUACUUGAGUUCUUUAUGACUAAGCAACUAAAUAGUGUAGUUCACAAGUUUUACUUGGCAUACGUACCAUAAAAUGAAAUUAAAGGUAUGGUUUUUGCAAAAUGGCACACUUGUGUCAAUUAUCAUUUGAACCAGAAGAAAUAUCAGAUUUUUUUAAUUCUCCUUUUGUACAAAUACACGUUUGUUCAUUGCAAAACAGGGAUCCAAUUCACCUGCGGCACACAAGAACCAUUUCCAGAUGCUUCAAAAGAAGAAAAUGUGAAAAACAGGAGGAAAUCUUCUUAUGGAGAGGCAACUAUUUCACAACAUUUCACUUUCUCUUGGAUGAAUGGUCUUCUUGCUAAAGGUGCCAAUAAGCCUUUGAAUGAGGAUGACAUACCAGAUGUUGGUGAGGAGGAAAGUGCCCAACACAUCUCCAGAAUAUUCAGUAAUAUCAUUGUGAAAGGGAAUUUUCCUCUGACAGUUUCAUCGAUUUGUAAAGCAGCCUUCCUUCUCAUUUGGAAGAAGGCGGCACUCAAUGCAACCUUUGGAGUCCUAAGUGUAGUCGCCUCCUUUGUGGGGGCAUACUUAAUCAAGGACUUCGUGGGCUAUCUAAGUGGAGAUAAUGGAUUUGAAAGAGGCUACUCUCUUGUUCUUGUAUUUGUAGGUGCGAAGGCUAUUGAAACUCUUGCUUACAGACAAUGGUUCUUUGGAAGUCUACAGGUUUAUUUGCGCCUAAGAACAUCUCUGAUAUCUCAGGUAUACCAAAAGGUCCUUUAUUUAUCAAGCCAGUCAAGGCAGAAACAUACCUCAGGGGAGAUAAUUAACUAUGUGAGUGUUGACAUCGAGAGGAUUGUUAAUGUUGCAUGGUAUGUGAACAUGGUCUUCAUGAUGCCUAUACAGAUUACACUAGCAACUUAUAUUCUUUGGAAAAAUCUUGGUCUGGGUUCUUUAGCUGGAAUAGCAACAACAGCCAUAAUAAUGCUUUGCAAUAUUCCUUUUACAAGAAUCCAGAAAAGAUUGCACGCAGGAAUUAUGAAAGCAAAAGAUGACAGAAUGGACAUGACAUCUGAAGUUAUAAGAAGCAUGAAGAUCUUAAAACUUCAAGCUUGGGAUAUCCAAUACCUUAGGAAAUUGGAAUAUUUGAGGAAAGGAGAACAUUUGUGGUUGUGGGAAUUUCUAAGACUAAAAGCACUACUAGCAUUUAUGUUCUGGGGAGCACCCGCUGUCAUAUCAAUCAUGACAUUUGCUUCAUGCAUUCUGAUGGGAAUCCCUCUAACAGCUGGAAGAGUGUUGUCCACACUAGCAACUGUGAAUAUACUGAAGGAGCCUAUCUUUAGUCUACCAGAAUUGCUUACUGCCUUUGCACAGGGGAAGAUCUCAGCUGACAGAAUAGUGUCAUAUCUCCAAGAAGAAGAAAUAAGAUCUGAUGCAAUUGAGGAAGUAGCAAUAGACGAAAAUGAAUUUUCUGCAGAGAUUGAUCAGGGAGCAUUCAGUUGGAAAACUGAUGCAAAAAUCCCAACACUUCAAGAUAUACAUGUAAAGAUACACAAAGGGAUGAAAGUGGCAGUAUGUGGAGCUGUUGGGAGUGGAAAAUCUAGCCUGUUGUCAUGUGUACUUGGAGAGAUGCCAAAAGUGCAAGGAACGGUUAAGGUCUUUGGAACCAAAGCAUAUGUUCCACAGUCGUCAUGGAUACUUUCUGGGACUAUUAGAGAAAACAUUCUCUUUGGGAGCCCAUUUGAAACUGAUAGGUAUGAGCGGACAAUUGAAGCAUGUGCCUUGGUUAAAGACAUCGGAGUUUUCUCGGAUGGUGAUAUGACAGAUAUAGGAGAACGGGGAACGACUAUGAGUGGGGGACAAAAGCAACGGAUUCAAAUAGCAAGAGCAGUUUACAAGGAUGCUGAUGUCUACCUGUUUGAUGAUCCUUUCAGUGCUGUAGACCCUCAAACUGGGAGGCAUCUAUACAAGAAAUGCCUGAUGGGGGUCCUAAGGGAUAAAACUGUGUUAUACGUCACGCACCAAGUUGAAUUUCUAGUUGAUGCAGACCUUAUUAUGGUGAUGCAAAAUGGAAGGAUAGCACAAGCAGGGAAAUUUCAAGAACUCCAACAGAACAUGGCUUUUGGAGUUAUCUUUGGGGCUCACUUUUGUGCCGUCGAACAAGUUUGUAACGCAAAAGGCACAAGCAUAUAUUUGUCAAAGCAUCAUGCAGAAUCAGAAAAGGUACCAAGCAUCAAUGAGUCCGAUGCAGAAAAGGAAAUCAGCAGCAAAUGGCAAAACACAAAUAUGAUAAAUUGCAGACAAGAAGUAUUUAGAGAUAACACUGAAGAAGGGAAAUUGCUGCAGGGUGAAGAAAGAGAGAAUGGAUACAUUAGCAAGCAAGUGUAUUGGUCAUACCUCACAGCUGCUCGAGGUGGUCUUUUCAUUCCUAUGAUAAUUGCAGCACAAUGCUUCUUUCAGAUAUUUGAAGUGGGAAGCAACUAUUGGAUGGCAUCAGCUUGCCAUCCACGAACUGGAAGCAAAUCAAAAAUGGAAUCCACCCAGUUCAUGGUAUAUGUAUUUAUAUCAGUUGGCAGCGCCUUGUGUAUCUUGAUUCGAGCAGUUCUUGUAGCUGUAACCGGCCUCCUCACAUCAGAAAAAUUGUUCAAGAGCAUGAUGCAUUGCAUCUUUCAUGCUCCUAUGUCUUUCUUUGACUCGACACCUACAGGGCGAAUCUUAAACAGGGCUUCGAUUGAUCAAAGUGUGCUAGAUUUGGAGACAGCGUCAACAUUAAGUGAGAGCACAUUUUCAGUGAUGCAGUUUCUAGGAACAAUACUAAUCAUAUCAUAUGUUUCCUGGCCAGUUCUCAUUAUUUUUAUUCCAUCAAUAUUGAUUUGCAUCAGGUAUCAGAGAUAUUACAGUCUAACAGCAACAGAAUUAGCUCGCCUAUCAGGAAUUCAAAAGGCUCCAAUUCUUCAUCAUUUUGGGGAAACUUUCUAUGGAGCUGCAAUAAUUCGAGCAUUUCGCCAAGAAGACCGGUUCUACAGAUCAAAUCUGAGUCUACUUGACAAUCAUUCAAGACCAUGGUUUCACUUGAUGGCUGCAGUAGAAUGGCUCUCUUUCAGAAUGAAUUUGUUAUGCAACUUUGUCUUUGGGUUCUCGUUGGUUUUGCUUGUGCGUCUUCCACAAGGUUUUGUUAAUCCAAGCAUUGGUGGGCUGGUAGUGAUGUAUGCAUGGAAUUUGAAUACACAAUUAUCAGAAGCCACCCGGAAUAUAAGUCGUGCAGAAGCAAACAUGAUAUCAGUUGAAAGAAUAUUACAGUACACAAAGCUUCCAAGUGAAGCCCCAACCAUAACCGAGGGUAGCAAGCCACCAAUGGCAUGGCCAGAGUUUGGCAUGAUAAGCAUAAGCAACUUAGAGGUCAGAUAUGCAGAACAUCUCCCUUCAGUAUUAAAAAACAUAACUUGUGUGAUUCCAGCUGAGAAAACAGUAGGUAUUGUUGGACGCACAGGUAGUGGGAAGUCAACCUUAGUACAAGUACUUUUUCGGAUUGUUGAGCCAAGAGAAGGGACCAUCAAGAUUGACAGCAUCGACAUCUGCAAAAUUGGACUUCAUGAUCUGAGAUCGAGAAUAUGUAUUCUCCCACAGGAUCCGGUGAUGUUCGAUGGUACAAUCAGAGGAAAUCUUGAUCCCAUGAACGAGUACCCAGAUAGUAGGAUAUGGGAGGUAGUAGACAAGUGUCAGCUUGGCAAUGUGGUGCGCUCGACUGAGAAAAAGCUGGAUGAAAUAGUAAUUGAAAAUGGGGACAACUGGAGCAUGGGACAGCGACAACUAUUUUGUUUAGGCAGAAUUCUCCUGAGGAAGAGCAAGAUACUAGUCCUUGAUGAGGCAACUGCUUCAGUUGACUCUGCUACAGACCGGAUUAUUCAAGAGAUAAUUCGUCAAGAAUUCAAAGAUUGCACAGUGCUUGCAAUUGCCCAUAGGAUGAACACUGUUAUUGAUAGUGACCUUAUUCUUGUUCUUGGUGAAGGUAGUAUUUUAGAAUACGACACCCCCACCAAACUGCUCCAGAGAGAGGACUCUACAUUCUCUAAGCUAACCAAAGAGUACUCACAACAAUCGCAGCACUUCAAGUCUUCAACGGCAAUGCACAGGAUGGGUAGCUACUAAUUUUCCUGAAGACAUACUACAUUCUACAUGGCUAUAUUCCCCACGACACACCUGAAGUAUCCGCGCCACAGCAACUCAGCAAGGGGCAGGGAAUUGCUUCGUAGUCCAAGUAAAAUUUUCUAAAUGUUGCAUGUAAAACCUAUGAAUAGCAAAACAGCGUAAAUGAUUAAUUUACAGAAAAAUGGCACUACCUUAGCUUGUGAUUCCCAGAUAAGAAAA
This is a messenger RNA of Oryza sativa Japonica Group (Japanese rice), 4526 nucleotides long. Lineage: Eukaryota; Viridiplantae; Streptophyta; Magnoliopsida; Poales; Poaceae. The record is from RefSeq and is a predicted model, not a curated record.